Molecule: messenger RNA, 2975 nt
Organism: Acanthopagrus latus (yellowfin seabream)
Lineage: Eukaryota; Metazoa; Chordata; Actinopteri; Spariformes; Sparidae
Product: E3 ubiquitin/ISG15 ligase TRIM25-like
Exons: 1
Coding region: 251-2194 (647 amino acids)
Molecular function (GO): zinc ion binding; protein binding
Source: RefSeq, a predicted model, not a curated record
AUCACGAGUCGACCUGCUCUACCUGCUGAGCUACAGCCAUUCUGACCAUUGGCAUUAGCUUCGCUAACUGUACAAGCUAGCUCUGGCUUCACUCAGUAAAACACUGGCCUUUUGAAUUCAGCACAAUGUGCUCAAAGAAAUUUAGGGGGUGUCUGUUUUUCUGAAACUACUAUUAGCUUAAAUGUUCAAACCUCUACACUAACAAGUGUUGAACACAAGAUGUCUCUCUCAACCCUAUCCUCUUCUUGGAAUGGAUCAAAGCUUGAAGACUCCUCCUUCUUCUUCCUGCUCUCAAACACAGCGAGCUCCACUCUGUUUCCUCAUUCACUCCCCUUCAGAUUUACAGCUCGUGGAUGGGUGUGACCAACAUGCAGUGCAGUGCAGGAGCAGACAGGCACAAAUCACUGAAGCAACACAUGCUUUUCAGAUCAGAGCUCAAACUAGUUUCAGUUAUCAGGAAGUCAAAGUCAGACAGUCGUUUGCAUUAAGAGGUGAAAUGGCGCAGAAAGGAGUUCAGCUGGACCAGGAAACAUUUUCCUGUUCGAUCUGUCUGGAUGUACUGAAGGAUCCGGUGGUUAUUCCCUGUGGACACAGCUACUGCAUGAACUGUAUUAAAGAUCACUGGGACAGUGAAGAUGAGGAGAAUAUCCACAGCUGCCCUCAGUGUAGGCAGACCUUCACACCGAGGCCUGUCCUGGUUAAAAACACCAUGUUAGCAGUUUUAGUGGAGGAGCUGAAGAAGACUGAACUCCAAGCUGCUCCUGCUGAUCACUGCUAUGCUGUACCUGAAGAUGUGGCCAGUGAUUUCUGCAGUUGGAGAAAACUGAAAGUCCUCAAGUCCUGUCUGGUUGGUCUGGUCUCUCUGGUCUGUCUGGUCUGUCUGGCCUCUUACUGCGAGAAACACCUCCAGCCUCAUUAUGAAUCACCUAUGUUUGAACACCACAAGCUGGUGAAGCCCACUGAGAAGCUCCAGGAGAACAUUUGCUCUCAUCAUGAUGAGGUGAUGAAGUUGUUCUGCCGUACUGAUCAGCAGUCUAUCUGUUAUCUCUGCUCUGUGGAAGAACAUAAAGGCCACGACAUUGUGUCAGCUGCAGCAGAGAGGACUGAGAGGCAGAGAGAGCUGGAGGGGAGUCGACAAAACAUCCAGCAGAGAAUCCAGGACAGAGAGAAAGAUGUGAAGCUGCUUCAACAGGAGGUGGAGGCCAUCAAUGGCUCUGCUGAUAAAGCAGUGGAGCACAGUGAGAAGAUCUUCACCCAGCUGAUCCGUCUCAUGGAGAAAAGACGCUCUGAUGUGAAGCAGCAGGUCAGAUCCCAGCAGGAAACUGAAGUGAGUCGAGUCAAAGAGCUUCAGGAGAAGCUGGAGCAGGAGAUCACUGAGCUGAAGAGGAAAGACGCUGAGCUGAAGAAGCUCUCACACACAGAGGAUCACAACCAGUUUCUACACAACUACCCCUCACUGUCAGCACUCAGUGAGUCUACACACUCAUCCAGCAUCAAUAUUUCUCCUCUGAGAUACUUUGAGGAUGUGACAGCAGCUGUGUCAGAGGUCAGAGACAAACUACAGGACGUCCUGAGAGAGAUGUGGAGGAACAUCUUAGUGACAGUGACUGAUGUGGAUGUUUUACUGUCUCAACCAGAGCCCAAGACCAGAGCUGGAUUCUUAAAAUAUUCACGUGAAAUCACACUGGAUCCAAACACAGCAAACACAUAUCUGUUAUUAUCUGAGGGGAACAGAAAAGCAACAGCAAUGGAAGAUGAACAGUCUUAUUCUAAUCACCCAGACAGAUUCACUGACUUGGCUCAGGUCCUGAGUAGAGAGAGUCUGACUGGACGUUGUUACUGGGAGGUGGAGAGUCGAGGGGGAGCAGUUGGAGUAGCGGUCGCAUACAAGACUAUCGGCAGAUCAGGGAUGACGAGAGAAAGUUUAUUUGGAUUCAAUGACAAAUCUUGGUCAUUAUUUUGGAACAGUGACAGUUGUGAAUUUUGGUACAACAAUAUCGACACUCCCAUCUCAGGUCCUCAGUCCUCCAGAGUUGGAGUGUACCUGGAUCACAGUGCAGGUAUUCUGUCCUUCUACAGCGUCUCUGACACCAUGACUCUCCUCCACAGAGUCCAGACCACAUUCACUCAGCCGCUCUAUGCUGGACUUACUUUUUAUCAAGAAACCACUGCUGAGUUGUGUAAACUUAAGUAGACAGAAGUCUUUUGAGAGACAGUGGGUUAAAUUCUUUGUUUGAAUCCUUAAACUUAUUUUGUCUUCAUGUUUGUUACUGAGAGCUGAUUGUUGUUGCAUUACUUCACUGCACAGAGAUCACCUGUCAGUUGUUUUGAUGGAUUUGUAUGUUGUUGUUUGAGAGAAAGCAGCAGAGUUUCCUUCAUCGUAGAUAUUUUGUUGUCAUGUUCCUGUAAAUUCUUGAAAAAAAUCUAAAAUCAUUUUCACAUUCAUUUGUUUGGCAGACCAAAUGUUGUUGGUGGUGGUGUUGUCCAAACUUACAAAUUAGGGACUAAUAAGCUGUAAUUAUCAUGAUCAUAAUCAAUAAGCAGAUCUUUUAUUAGUUUCUUGCAUGUAACGGAGAUUCUGCUGAAACAAACUGACUGUGUGGAUGAAGUGAAUCUGUACAUGAAAUCACUGAACAAGAGUCAUUUAACAGACUUUACUGAUGGGAUGUGUGAACAAACUUAAGGUUUAUUAAAUUAAUAAACAAACAUAAUCAAAGUUUUUUCUAUGUGUCAUCAUUCCAGGAUAUCAUAAAAAGCUGAUGGAGAAAACAAAACAAGUCAAAUAUUUUAACUUCUACAACAAAUGGAAAAUGUGCAGCCUAGAUCAGCUCUAGUCGUAAAAUCACUGAAUGAAUAUCUGAUUAUUUACAUUUGGUUACAAGUUGUACAUACAAACUUAUGUUGUUUCACUAGAAGUCAAGAAAUCACACAAUUUUAACCUGCAGCUUCUCAUCUCACAUUCCCAAAUCCUUUUC